GUAGUACCAGAAACGCGAUUUGGCGACCACUUCGUUUGGUGCAAAGAUACGCAUCCGAUAGAGUUUGGGAGUGGGGACUUCCGGGGUCGGAAGAUGUCGCCCUAUCACCUGGUAUUCGACGAAAUUUGACAUGGGUUUUUGAUACGGAGGGGGGUUUGGUCAAGGUGAGGGAGGCGAGGGUGCCAAAAGAUAACUUACAAGAGUGUCGCCGUUUUGAGGUCGAGUGA
Molecule: messenger RNA, 227 nt
Organism: Acaulospora colombiana
Lineage: Eukaryota; Fungi; Glomeromycota; Glomeromycetes; Diversisporales; Acaulosporaceae
Source: the annotation of a GenBank genome assembly